Messenger RNA from Cladocopium goreaui, 921 nucleotides. The record is from the annotation of a GenBank genome assembly. NCBI's taxonomy places the organism in Eukaryota, Dinophyceae, Suessiales, Symbiodiniaceae.
AUGAAGAGCCACAGAGAUGCCAUCCGAAAGGGGCAAGAAUCAGGUGACUACGUUCCCGGAGUCAUGAACUACUACAGCUUGAUGUCGGACCUCAUCACUCUGUGCAGCGGCCCCUUUUGGCACUUUGUUCCAAUGUUUAAAGGUGUGUCACGAGCAGAAGCCCAUUCUCGUUUUCAUCACACGGUGACUCGAUAUUUGGGUGCAGGCAAAGAGGAUACUGUUUUGGAGAUCGGCUGCGGCUAUGGAGAGAUGGGCCGCCAAGUUGCCAAGAUCUCUGGUGCGUCAGUGACUGGUUUGACCAUGGCAGACGCAGAGAUUGUAGGUGGUAACGAACGCAUCAAGGAUGCUGGUCUGGAUGAUCGUUGCAAGAUUGUACAGGGCAACUACCACAAGACAGACUUUCAGGAUGCAAGCUUCAGCAAAGUCUUUGGUAUCUACACCUUGAAGUACUCCUCAGAUUUGGAUGCGGUCUUUGGCGAGGUUGCCAGGCUCUUGAAGCCAAACGGCCGCUUUCUUUCGUAUGAAAUCCUGGUCACAGAUACUUAUGACAAGACCAAUCCGGAGCACCAGGAGUACGUGCAGAACAUCUCGACAUGCACAUGCAUGCCUCCGCUCUGGCCCGCACAAGCAAUGCGUGAUGCUGCGCUGAAAGCAGGUUUGGUGCCAGUUGUAGAGGAGGACAUUGGAGCCGUGCCUAAUGCAAGGCCAUGGUACACUUGCUUCACAAACGGUAUUUACCAAAUCCUUGCCUGCCCGCUUUUGCUACCAUUCUUUCGGUGUGCGGAGACAAUGCGAUUGCUUCCUCCGGCGUUCACCGACUGGUUCGAGAAUGUGCUCGUCCAUCCAACCGUUGACUUUGUCCGGGCUGGAAGGCUUGGAAUCAUCAGCGGCACCGUGGUGAUGACCUGGAGAAAGCCAUGA